GCAAACGAGCAGCAUCACCAUUCACUGCGCAUUCGCUUUAGCAGAGCUGGGUUUAAUUCUGUAUACCUCACCACCGAGAAUAUUCUAACUUAGUUAACUGUGAAGAUCUUAUUCGGAAAGUCGAAGAAGAAGUGUUGUCAAUACUCCCGAAAAACUCUCCAACGGAUUACUGUUAAAUAAAUGGCGGUUUCGGCUAUCAACAUGACACCCUACUUUGCUGGAUAUCCCUUCCAAGGACAAGGUCGCGUAAACCAACUUGGCGGCGUCUUCAUCAAUGGUCGCCCACUACCUAACCACAUUCGGCGCCAAAUUGUUGAGAUGGCAGCCGCUGGGGUUCGUCCGUGCGUGAUUUCCCGGCAGCUACGUGUCUCCCACGGGUGCGUCUCGAAGAUUUUGAACCGCUUCCAGGAGACCGGCUCUAUUCGCCCAGGAGUGAUAGGCGGCAGCAAGCCCCGUGUGGCCACACCCGACAUUGAGUCCAGGAUUGAGGAACUAAAACAGGCGCAACCUGGAAUCUUCAGCUGGGAGAUUCGUGCCAAGCUUAUCGAAGCCGGAGUGUGUGACAAGCAAAACGCUCCAUCCGUGAGCUCCAUUUCGCGCCUUCUGCGUGGAUCCUCCGGACCAGGAACCUCACACAGCAUUGACGGCAUCCUCGGCGGUGGAGCUGGAUCAGCGGGAAGCGAGGAUGAGAGCGAGGACGACGCCGAACCCAGUGUGCAGCUGAAGAGGAAGCAAAGGCGGUCCCGUACCACCUUCUCCAACGACCAGAUUGAUGCCUUGGAGCGUAUCUUCUCUCGCACUCAGUAUCCUGACGUUUACACCCGAGAAGAGCUGGCCCAAAGCACAGGAUUGACUGAGGCACGCGUCCAAGUCUGGUUCUCUAACCGCCGUGCUCGUCUACGCAAGCAGCUUAACACCCAGCAGGUGCCUAGCUUUGCUCCUACAGCCGCAUCCUACGGAGCUACUGCCACGGCCAGCUCCGCCCCUGCUCACAAUAUGGGAAUGGGCCUGUACAGUUCCCAGUCUUGGCCAUCAUCGGGAGUUGCCUAUGACAAUCAAGCUGGCUACGGCGGAUCUGUGGCUUCCAUGUCCCCGGCCAGUAGCACCUCUGGUAGCAGCUCGGCUGCCCACAGUCCCGUCCAGACGCAAGCCCAGCAGCCAGGAACCGGAAAUGAGUUCAUGAACUCCACCUACGGUGUGGGAUCGAGCAGCACUGCUUACCCAUCUACAGUUUCCGCAGCCUAUUCCAUGCCUCCGAAUGCUGCCACAUCCGCAGAGCAGCUCCGAUCGCAGUUUGCAUCAGCCGCCGCCUCAGGAUCGCACCACCCCUCCUCAUGGGAUAGCUACAACUUUGCUGGCUCCUUUUUCCCUCCCACAACUGCUGCAAGCAACCAUAUUGGCGCCUACCACCAUCAGGUCGAUCAGAAGAGCACCAUGAUGGCUACUGCUCCUGCCUAUCCCUACUUUGGAUUCUAAGUCGGUACCUCAUACCUUAAUACUAUCCAUAAGUCAAUUCGAAGCCCUUUAAGACUGUCCAAAAUAAUUUUAAAUCGUAUUUUAAGAAUAAUGUUCUUGUUAAAUAUAAGUUAGAAGAGCAACAAUCAAACAA
Molecule: messenger RNA, 1609 nt
Organism: Drosophila eugracilis
Lineage: Eukaryota; Metazoa; Arthropoda; Insecta; Diptera; Drosophilidae
Gene: gsb
Product: protein gooseberry
Exons: 2
Coding region: 181-1476 (431 amino acids)
Biological process (GO): regulation of transcription by RNA polymerase II; anatomical structure development
Molecular function (GO): DNA-binding transcription factor activity, RNA polymerase II-specific; RNA polymerase II cis-regulatory region sequence-specific DNA binding
Source: RefSeq, a predicted model, not a curated record